AAAACAUUGGUGUUACAAAGGAUCCAGCUUAUGGAUGCUCUGAGAAACAAAAUGAAACAAAAUGAUGACGACUCACGACUGAUCUUGGAAACUAUGAAACACAUAAUAAUGCUCAGCACAGCCAUACUUGAAUCUCAGCAGCAAGCACGUGAGAUGGAAGAGAAAUUGAAUGACAUUAAAAGGAAAAGACUCUUACUAAAACAAGCUGGAGGAAACAAACUACUGCAAAUUCAUACCACAAUGAAAAAACAAAAGAAGGAACUAGCAAGUAUGGAAGUGGGUGAAAUGCUGGAGAAGAUACGUAACAACUUACAAAAAGAAAAAGAGAUGACUACCUUAAUUCAAAAUAUAUUCCAGAAUAUCAUAAUUGGAAGCAGAGUUAACUGGGCAGAAGAUCCAUCUUUAAAGGCAAUUGUUCUCCAGCUUGAAAAAAAUCUGUCUUUUCUCUGAGUAAGGAAAAAUGGCGUUUAAUUUUAUAUACCGUAUGUAACCAACAUAUGACAUUUGAUAUCGACUAACACGUGUCAUGAAAGCACAUUUUUAAGAGUUUGAAAAUGUAACCUUUCUGGAAGUGCUUCCUCUCUAAAGAGACUCAGAAUGUGGCCACGCAACUCUUUAGAGUGAAAUUUAUACAAAUGUUAGAACACUUAAUGUAGUUGAUGAAAGUAAGUGAAGAAUCACUUCCUGGCUGUUUUAGCCCAAGAGCUCACUUCCAUCGCAAAUGUAGCAAUGACCCAAUAAAGAAGAAUAAACUAUG
This is a messenger RNA of Struthio camelus australis, 757 nucleotides long. Lineage: Eukaryota; Metazoa; Chordata; Aves; Struthioniformes; Struthionidae. The record is from RefSeq and is a predicted model, not a curated record.